AUGAAUAAAUUAAAGGUUCAUGUGAGAAACAAAUAAUAAAUUAAUGUUAAAAAAAUACAGAUAAUAAACAACGGAAUUAUGAUGGAGAUAAUAUACAAUAAGCGGCUUUAGUAUUUUUGCGCAAGUGAACAUAACAAAUCCUACAACCUGAUUGGUCAAAUUUGACGUAUUAAACAAAACUGAAAUUUUCAAAAUGGCGGCUAGCCGUUUUGUGAAAGUUUCGUUACUGAUAAAGAAAUAAGCGAAAUUAAAAUAAAUUCAGUACCAAAUAACACAAAAGACUUGUGUAAAAAUACUAAAACAAGUUAUUCGCUUCAGGCUCGGUGAUUAUCGGGGAAUAUUCACCUCGACUUCGUCUGGGCGAAUAUUCCCCGAUUGAAUCACCUUGUUAAGUAAUUUAUAUGGAGUCGGGCUGGCCCAGUUAACCGGGACAAGUCUUUCAAUAAAGUUCUUAUCACGGCUUUGAUGAACAUUCAAAAUAACAUUUUAAAAGUGGAAUUCAGAGCUAAGAUUGAUUCCAGGAACAGCAUCAAGUUUAUUCAAACGAUCUUUUUUGGUCAGGAAAAAUUUUUUGUGACACGAUACAUCCUGCCUAUUAGCACCAUUACAAUAAUCUAAUGUUAGAGUGAAUAAAUCUUAGUUUUACACAUAGUUCUAAUCGAUGCUUAAUUAUAACUUUGUUCUAUUCUAUGUUCUAGAACAAUAGUAAUUAUAUUUAAUUAGAAAUUUUAAGUUCUCAGGGUGUAACAAAGCGUUCUUUUCUAAAUCAGCAGCUCUAUUAAAAUUGAAACAAUAAGCCUAGAAUUAAGAGAAGAUUUGAUAUACCAAUGUUCAGGCGGCUAGCUUCUAAUUGAACAUUGUGAAAUUUGGUAUUCUUAAAGCUGGCUAACACUUCUAACACUAUCAAAAUUUCUGUGAUCACAGACUCAGUACGAAUUUUCUAUAGGUAAAUUCUAAGUUCUGAAGGAUUUGUAAGAAGUGUUGAGGGAAUUACUGACUCAGUGUUAAGCCUGCAGCACACGAGAGCUAUCUGCUGAGUCAAAAGUUACUCGUGUCUGUUAGCUCAGCCGAUAGCUCACCGAUCAAACAUGUUUGAUACGUGAGAAAAGGUUGCAUGAGGCAAAAAACUCAGUAAAAUGUACCCGCACACGGUGAGCUAUCGGCUGAGCUAACAGGCACGAGUAACUUUUUGCUCAGCAGAUAGCUCUCGUGUGCUGCAGGCUUAAAACUCUAUUUCAGAACCAUCCUCAGAGAUACGAAAAACUGAAUUACUGAAUCAGUGUCAAACAAUACGUCAGUUUCCUCGAACAUUUCUUACAAGUCCUUAAAUACUUAGAAUUUACCCGUGCAAAAUUCUCACUGUGAUCACAGAAACUUCGAUAGUAUAAACCUGAUAUUUGUUGUGUUAAUUGGUGUAGUGUACUCAGGUGAAUAAGAUGCUUGUGAUGUUACUCUGAGUGUGUAUCCACACCGGGCAGGCUUGAAAAAUAUGCCUGGCCACGGUAGGAUUCGAACCUACGACCUUUGGAUUACUAGCCCAAUGCUCUGCCAACUGAGCUACGCGGUCAGGUCGGUUCGAAAUGCGAUAUUUCGGAACUGAGUCUAGUUCCUUCGAUAUCAGUGUAAUCUAAUAAUCGUGAUACGUAUAAACCUUUAUAAAAAUGCUUGGAAUGCCUGUUCUGCAUAUGUAGAAUAUCAAGCAAAGAUGUACUAGGCCAUAAGUGUAAAAGGCCUGUUGCUCUUUUGUCUUUUUAAUUUGUAUGUUUAUAAAGUGAAACACCCACACAUCACGUGACCUAGCACAAGUUAUAUGGACAGUCUUCCAAAAGUUUAAACAUAAACAUUGCACAUGCGUAGAUCGAACUGUACAUAGCCUUUAAAUCGAUCUACCACUGUAGAUGCGUCCUAGAAAAAUUUUGUAUGAUUAUAUUUAUUUGCUUUUCUAUAUAUAAGACCAAAGUAGAAUUUCGAUAUUUGUGUAACACUAAAGAAAAACAACUUGGGGGCCUAACUUUUAACUUAAAUUGUGUUUAAACGGAAUGAAUGUAAAUAUAUGUUAAAUGGAUACGCGAAUAUUUGUGCGUUACGAAUUGUGGGGAUUAAUUAACUCACACGUACGACGUCUGACACCUUGAAUAUCUUUAGUUUCGGUGAGCACAGUUCAGUUCGAGCAAGCGCCUUUUAAUAAUAAUAAUAAUAAUAAUAAUGAUUUAUUGGUAAUAUAUCCACAGAGUGGCUCUUCGCUUACCAAAUUAUAUAAAUUAUAAAGUAUUCAUAAAGUCUAUAAACUAUUUUACGAACAUUACUGCAAUAUAUAACUUUGAAUAUAUAACGUGUUCGACAGGACAAAAUAUUACUUACAAAAUUACGAAAUUAACUAAGUUAGAACAAAACUGUACGAAACUAUAUACAUUUAAAUAUUUCUUUCUAAGAUUAUCCAAGUCUUGACCAUGCUUUCAAGACUAAGAAAUUUUUGGUCUCAUUGUAGAAUACUCUGUAGUCUCUGCAAUUCCUAAUUUCUUCUGGUAAUUGGUUAAAAAGAUGUGCUGAUUGGUCCUGUAAUGUGUUCUUAAUUAAAGGGACUUGAAGCUGAGAGCCUUUGCUUGAUCUCAGAACUCGAGAAUGUUGAACCAAUUGUAGCUUUUGGUAACUUGGCCAAUUUUCAUCGUAAAGCGCUUUGUAACUUAAUUUUAGAACGUUUUAUCUAUGAGAUCGUUUUACCUUUUACCUAUGAGAUCGUGCGUUCGAUUCUCUCGUUGUCCGCUCAUGCAAAAAGAGUCAGUCAACGCCCUGCCGAAAGUCGUGGGUUUUCUCCGGAUCUUCCGAUUACUUCCCACAGGGAAAUUUGACAGGGUGAGGAUAAACACAGUAAGAAAAGUAAUAUCACAGUUGUUGUAAGAGUUAAAAUAGUCUAGGCUAAGUAUGUAAUUAGGUAAGCUUUUAAUACUUAAUGUAAAACACAUCAUAUCCACAUGCAAAUUUUGUGCUACAGAUGUCUUAAUUUAAAUUAAAACUCCUCUACAAUUAUAUUAGAGAGAAAAUUGCCUCGCAUAGCCUAAACGGCGUUCUGUCAUUUUAAUAUUGUCCCACAUAUGAGUGCAUGAUAUAUAAUUUUAAUAUAAUUAACAAGUUCUUCCUCUUUUGUGCUGCCUGUCAGUAUUUUAUCUUGUGUUUGUGUGCUGUUUUAACAGUCUCUAAGCUGGUACAAUACAGGAUUUUGGCAUGUGUACAUUUUCUGACAUAUAUUACGCAAGUUCUGAGUUACGACAUUGUUCUUAUUUUUGGCACAUCAAAAUUGGACUAUUAAUUAAUGCUAUAUAAAAGAAGCUCAUUGGCCAGUGCACUUCCAUUUCUUAGGUACAACACGAAAGCAGAAGGACAACAGUUCACUUCAAACAAGGUAAAUGAAAAAUGUGAUUAUUGUUUUCAUGUAUAGUAAUAUACCCGGUAUAUAAAAAAGUUCACAAUUCCAAAACGUCCACUAUAAUUAAACUGGAAAUUCCGCAAAUUGACAACAUGGGUAUAGUUUGGGGCCUUCUGGCAUCUCUGUUCUUUAUCACCAAAUUAUUUGAAAGACUUUCGAGUACAGAAGCUAUUUUUCAAAACCAAACCUUUUUCCAAAACUUUUAAAAAUGGCUUGCGGACAAGGUGCGCAUCUGAAAUGUUUUUAUGAACUAUCAAAGUACCAGGCUGUUUGAUCCAUGUGUAGACUAUUUAAAACAUGAGCAGCAGUGUUUUAUCAGAUAUAAAGAUUCGAGGAGAAGCCGAGUAUCUUCAGGUCUGAUAAAACAUGCACUGCACGCGAAUGUUAGUAAGUUUAUUGGCGAAGCAAUUUUCAAAAAAUACGUUCUGUAAGUCGAGAAAAUCAAAGGUAAAAUUUAUGUAAAUUAAGGGAUUAAGGGAAUCUCUAUCGCGCGCAUGAUACGACAGCCUAUGAUUUUUCUUAAGUUUUUGUAGAUAAUUUAUAAGAUGCACGACUCAUUUUACGCAUGAUUGAUUUUAUGCAGAUUAAUUUUUGCAUACUCUUUACAAAAAGUUUAAAAAUUAUGCAUGAGAGGCUACUAUGGCAAAAAGUCUAAGUUUUAAAGAUCGCGUGUUGGAGUCAAUUAUCUGGUACUUUCAAAUGAUGCAACCAAUUAGUUCAAAUUGCGUUUCAAACCUUUCGUUUUUGUGCACAAGGAGUCUUUACGUUGAUUUAAGAAAACAGCCUUGUUGUACUCGAAAUUUACUUUUAGAAUAAUCUUGUAAUGUAGAUAUCAGAAAACCCCAAACUACCCAUACCAGCAUAAAGUUGUGACAAAUUGUACGAAAUUUUCUGUUUAAUGAUCUGCGCAAUUUGUUGAUACACGUUGUAGAGUGCACACCGUAGGUUCGCACAAUAAGGCACAGCCGGGAAAAUCAUGUAAUUUGCAUUGCCUGUGGAAGAUAUGCACAGUCGAAACAUACCCAAAUCGUGGUUUAAUUCUUGUUCUGAGCUCAAGACAUCCAUGUGAAAAGAGUGAGUCAACGCUCUAGCGUUGCUCGUGGGUUUUCUCCGGGUACUCCGAUCUCCUCUCACAGGGAAUGUUAACAGGGUGGUUGGGCUUAGCCCCUAACUGACUCUUCCACCGUCCGUAAUUAUGUAGUCACGAUAAAUUACGCUCUGUACGUUGCAUAUCAACCGUAUUUAACAGGGCAUUUUUUAAGAAUUCGUCAGUGGGGGGGAGCCAUCUACAAAAAGGGACCAUACUAUACCAAGUGUGGAGAAAUGAUAGAUGGUUGUUGGUAACAAAAAAUUUAGUGUGGUAUCGCAUUUAAUUGUAGGGGGGUCUGGGGGUAUUGUCCCCCAGAAAAUUUUUGUAUUUUUCUACCCCUAUGACUGCAAUUCCUGCAUUUUUUGAAACAGAUUUUUGGAUAUACAGCAUUACAUUAUGCUGUAGGUAGACUGAACCUUUAGUGAAAUACUUGCAUGAUACAGUAUGUUUAUGUAGAUACCACAACUUGGUCACUCAGGGAGCCAGCUUGCUAAACUUAGGAGGCCUGACUCUCACGAAGUGCCACCAUGGUUGGCACAGAGCGGGAAAAUUUUGGAAAUUUUGUGUCUCUAAAUCGUCGGAAAUGGCAUUUUCAAAGUCUUCUCUACCUCUUUUGUUAGGCCCUUUCAUUAAUUCUUUCAUUAUGAUUUGUGAGUCUAUGCUAUCUGUGAGUCAGGAUGGAUUAUUACGAGAAAUGUUGUCAGUAUCAAAAUGUCGAUUACAGAUAUUUGAUUAUAUAUACACAUACGAUUUCAAAUACUUCUAGUUUCGAAAUCAAUUGGGGUUUUUUUGGUGGUGGGCCUAAAUUAUCCCCCCUUAUAAAACACUGGGUUGGGGGCCCGUUUCCCCCCUGCGGUCACUAACUUGUUUAGCCGAGCCUUCCAACAACUCAAAUCUAUAGGGUCUGGGAAAUGCAAUCCACUGGAAAUGUUUAAAAUCUAAUAAGGUAUUUACAACACAAUGUUUAGCAUUAAAUAAAGUUAAAAGACAGGACAUAAGAUUCACAAAGCAAAUUUCAGUUACUAGAAUAUCAAACCUCCCUUCUAAAUUUUAUGUUUUGCUCAUAUUUUAGAGAAAAGGGACUUUGACUGGGGGGGGGCAAAAUGGUUGAGUGGGGGGGGGGGCCACCAUGGGGGCUGGGGGGCUUUGCCCUCCCCCCCCAGUUAUAUAGUUAAGAAAUGCCCUGGUAUUUCACUAAUUACGAAGUUUGUAUACGUAUUUUUCAUGUUCACCACCGCCAAUUCACGUACGUCUCAUUUUAAUGUGUUUCCAUCAACCACUAGCGUAAAGGCAAUUUUCCAUUGCAGUCGCUUUGCCCGCGCGGGCGGACCGUUCAUUGUUUUUGAAGCCCGUCACGCCCGUGUGAGCAGAUUUUCAAGGGCCGCUCGGGCAAAGCGAUUGCAAUGGAAAAUUGCCUUAAUGUCAGUUAAGCUGUUAGUAGGGCCGUACACGGCGUGGGGCAGAUGGGGAAACAGCAUGCCCCCUAGACAACCGCCCCCUAGAGAAAACUAUAUAUUUACGAUUUUAGAAUGUUAUUAUUAAUUAUUCUUUGGACAUUUGGGACAUUCUUCGACGUAUAGGCCUUACUGCUCCAUGCAUGGGGAAAAAUCAUGUGUACGGCCCUGGCUGCUAACCAACAAGCUAUUUUAUGAGAUGCCAUUUCUACACUUUUGCUAUAUCGCGUGACAGCAAUGAAUUAAAAGGCAAAUCCGAGAACUGGAUCAGAAUGCGAGGACUUGAAAUCUAGUUCAGUCCGAAUUGGAGGGUUUGAAAUUACAUCUCAUACGAAUAAAUCACUAGUUAAAGUGAGGUGAAUUAAUUUUGAUCCAGUCCAAAGACUGAAUUAAUUUUGAUCCAGUCCUAUAGGUCUGGGUCUAUAUACUGUACAUCACCAGGUGCCCAGGUAUCCAGUAUUAUCAUGUUAGCAAUAAAGCAAUAUGGUUGGCUAAUUUACUCAUGAAUUAUUAACGAGUUUGAGAUGAAUAGUUGAAGAGUUUUGUAUAGGUGGGAACGAUCAAGUGUAAAUUUAUAUGAAUUUAUUAUACUGUACCUAACCAGAAAGAGCUUCGAAAAAUACAACUACUGUAUAGGUCCCUGGCAGGAAUCGAACCUGGAACCUGCGAUCUAACCAACUGAUCUACAGAGUCCAGUUGUCGAGCCCUAACCACUAGUUCAUAUAUACAACCAAUAAAAAAGGUUGUCUUUUGCAAAUCUCAGUUAAACUCUAAACCUUAAACCUUAAACUCUAAGCGCGCAAAGCUUAAUGGGAGCACAAGUUUCAAGCUUAGUAGUUAAAUAUUGCAGCUAUUUGUAAAUGAAUUGUUCUCCUAGCUAAGGAGAUAUUUACCAUGUCUCUAAGAAAUGGGCCCCAUAUAUGAUUUCUAAACAGAUUAAGUGGUACAUCCAUUAUGCUUUGCAAGCUUAGAGUUUAAGGUUUAGGAUUUUGAGUUUAAGAUUUUCAAAGGACUACCUUUUUUGAAUUAGCUAGGGUACCGCCAUGUUAGGUUAUACAUUUAAUAGAGUGUUAAUUUAUAUACAUUUAUUUUGUUAGCUGUUAGUGACAAAUGCCUAGAGUGCUAUAUUUAUCUUAUUCACACCUUCCUAAAAGAGCUGGUGUAACUGUGUUUUUCUUCCAGAAACAGAGAUGCAUUCGGCGGUUGUCUUUACAGCAAUAUUCGCAGUAAUUUUCCCUGCAUCAGUUUAUGGUCAUGGAAUGAUGAUGGAUCCGGUUAGCCGUGCAAGUCGUUGGCGUAAAGGAUACGGCGGUCCGAAAGAAUACACCGACAAUCAAUUGAGCUGUGGUGGUAGAAAUGUACAAUGGGGGAAACAUAAGGGUAAAUGUGGUGUUUGUGGGGAUGAAUAUGGCAUCAAAAAUCCGAAGUUCCAAUAUCCCGGUGCGUUCGCAAGGAAUCCACCAAUUGUGAAAACAUAUCGAGAGGGUCAAGAAAUUGAAGUCCAAAUCAAGAUCACGGCCAAUCAUCUGGGCUAUUUCACAUUCCGUCUCGCGCCAUUGGUAAAACAGCCCGUUACGCAAAGCGAAUUGAACAAGAUCAUGUUAAGAAUGCCAAAUGGAAACGCAGAGUGGAAACUACCGCCUGGAAAUAGGUACUACACUAUCAAACUGCAGCUGCCCAAAGGCGUGACAUGUGAACACUGCGUGAUUCAGUGGUGGUGGAACACUGGCAAUAAUUGGGUAUGUAAUUUUCUUAGAUCUACAGGGUGUAUAAAAAAACGCAACCUCGAAAUUUCCUAAGAUAUCCACUUUGCAAUUCUUAAGCGUAAAAGAUCUUAGGCCCCUGGGAAUUGAAAUCGAGUUGCUAAUAGAUCAUAUUACUGUUGUUGUACUGUACUUGUAAAAUAAAAACUUAUUAAGAUUCAAGUGUCAUUAAAUAAAUGCAUAAAUUUUGCUUUAUGUACUCGCGUGUGCAGUAAUUUUGACAGUGAUGCUAUUUUAAAUUCCCAGGCACCUAAAAUCUUUUGCCCUUAAAACAAUGUCGAUUUCUUGGGAAAUUCCGUAAACGCGGAAUCAUUGACGCACAUCGCAUUUUAAUUGAUUUUGGGCACGUUUCAAGUCAAGAAAUAUUGUUUCCUUGCAAUGUUUCUUGAAGGUGAAAAAUCGCCAGAAAAUUAUGUUUCCUAGUCAUACUUCCUGAAGGUAGGCAAACCAGGAAACACUGUUUUCUAUUACUUCAAAAAUCCUGGUACACCGCUUUCCUAAAAUUCCCAAAAGAAAAUUCUGGCAAAAUCCCCGAAAUUCCGUCCUUAAACUUUCUACAAAAUCACUAAAAAUCUUACAAAAUAGCUAAGAAUCUUAAAAACUCCUGCAAAAUCCUCAAAAUUAUAUUCAAAAUCCCCAAAACUCUUCAAAUUCCUAAAAUCGUGCCGAAAAACAUCCUUUAAAAUCCGCUGAAAAUCUCGUAAAAAGUUCCAAAAUUUCCGGGCGUUUCUGCAGGAAUUUGAAAUCUUAGAGUAUAAUUCACCCUUUAAUACCGGCAUUACUGUAAGAAGGACAGAUUCAAACUAUUUCAUUUUGCUUAAAAUUCGCCUGGUUUUUGAACCAUAUAUACGUGGCCCUGUUUGAAUGUAUAGGCUACCAUGCAGCCGCCAAUGUGGUAUCGAAAUCGUCUAUGGAAAUUGUCUUUCAAAAACUAAUGAAAUUGAAUCAUAUACACAAUGCACGGGUAAAAGGUCAUUCUCAAACUGCUAAGAUCCUCUCUCACGCAGGAAAAUCUCGAAUCACUGCUCAUUAUUUCUUUUGGAAAGGAUUUUGCGCUGCAAAUAGCAAACCUGGAAUAGGGAACAAAUUGAUAUAUUAUAAUUGUCAUGUAUAAUUUGCUAAGAGUAAAGAAAUGAGCUCUUUAAUUCUAUUAUAAACGUUUAAAACUAAUGAUCAAACGGACGUUGAUGUGAUCCAGCCAUCACUAACCGCAUUUUUUUCACUCUGAGAAGCUGUCAGUUCGCCCCUGCAUGAUAUGGUUCUAUAUACAAAUCUGUAUAUAAAUCAAAUCAGCCACCGUCAGAGAGGCAUCAUUUAAGAAAAAGAUAGCAUAGGUUUUACUACUUUUAUAAGAAUCAGUAACGAUAUGUUUCAAUUGGCAAUUUGGCAUCCAUGAAAGGUUUAGAUCUGUCCAGGUCUUGCUGUCUAAAAAUGUUAAAUGUUUUACUGUAAAACAGGUAGACGCUAAUUAGGGCCACAUCGUUUCGUUAGUGGCCUUCAAUUCUCAGACUUUUAUAUUUCCAGCUGAAAAUCAACAAUAAGCAAACAUAUAACUAGUUUUGUUUGUGGAAGCACCACGUAAAUUUAUUACUGCAAAAUCUAUUUACGUGGAAACGUGGUCAUAAUUUAUUUUACAAAAUCUAUUUAUUAUUUUUUUAAAUUUUUUUUUUUAAAUCUAUUUACGUGGUUUUUCCACAAACAAAACUAUAUAUUAUAUGUUUUAUCGCCAUGCAAACAUACAAAGAACUUAAUAAGCAAACAAUUUCCGAUUUAUUUUCUGUUUAGGUAAAUGACAAACCAGAAACCUUCGUGAAUUGUGCUGAUAUUGCAAUCCUUCCUUUGUAAAUGCGACUAGAACAAUGCACAAGAAUCUUAAUCAGAAUAAAUAUGACGAUUAUUGUUGAAGAAAAUCAGUAAAUAAAAUCUCUUAAAAACGUUAAGUUUGUGUAUUUGAAUUGAAAAAAAGCUUUUCAGGCCUUGGUGACACGGAUGAUUUGAUCUUUUGCUUUCAAAGCCUUUAAGUGUGACGCAUGAAAAAAUACAAAUUCGAACACAGCUAAUCGUUCAAGUUCCUAUGUGAACUGAUUAAUGGGAAUUUUCGUAUAAUACACACGCAAAAAUGUUUGAAAUUGGAUCCACUUUGUUCGGACUCCCUUUUCCCUUACCCUCUCCCCCUUGCCUUGAUGAAACUGAUUUUAUAUGAACCGCGUAGAGGAUUAAAGCUGAGCUUCUUUUUCACGCCAAAAAUUCAAAACAAGCGGUUGAAGUGAAAGUUUAAAUCGGGAGACGUUUAUUAAAAUUUUGGCUGUUAAAAUUAUAGGCAAACCAAAAAUACGUGUAUAAUGCAUUGCACCAAAUAUCAAUUUAUAAAUAGACUCGCUUUAUUCCUCUGAAAUUAGUCGCACGCCGCAAGCACUUUAUGGUAAAUAUCGUGUGCGAAAUAUUUUGCGUUUUGUCGAAGUCGUAUGUUCGUCAACUUCUAUAUAGGCCAAUCUUAGCUAUAUACUAUAUAUAUAUAUAUACAGUUGUAUACAAAAAACCUGCACAGUUCGAAAAUGUUUGCUCAACUGCAAAUUCUGCAAAAUUUGUGAAAAAUUUAUGCGUGCAUGGGUAGCUUGGGGUGUGAUAGUAUCUUCACCACUAAAAUUAUUUCAAAAGUAUUUUUUAAAAUGAUUUUAAUUUAUUAUUUUAAAAUUAUUUUAAUUUUUUAUUUAUUAAUUUUUUUUAUUAUUUUUUUUAAAUAUUUUUAUUAUUUUAAUUAUUUUUUAUUAUUUUUUUUUAAUUUUAAUUAUUUUUAAAGUAAGUUUUUGAGUUCAGGAGGGUUGUUUUUUAAAAACCACUUUAGAAAUGGAUUGCGCACAAAAAUGAAAGGCUUAAAAUGCAAUUUGAAUUCAUACGUUGCAAAUUUAGAAGGUGUUUUAUGAACUACCAAAGUACCAGUCAAUUUGAUAUACAUUAAAUUCUACCCGCGACCUCAAAGCUUGGACUUUUUUUCCAUGAUUGAUUUCAUACAAACUCUUUUUAAUACAAACAAUUUAAAAAUUAUACGUGAUAGGCUACAGUGGCAGAAAUCUCCAAGCUUUAGAGGUCGCGCGUUGGACUUAAUAUAUGUACAUCAAAUUAAUUGUCUUGUACUUUGAUAAUUCAUAAAACACCUAUGAUUUCUAAUUGCGUUUAACGACUUCCACUUUUUGCGCAAGCCACUUUCAAAGUGUUUUUUAUAAAAACCUCUUUUGCAUCUACUCGAAAAUUUACUUUUCAAAAUAAUUUUAGUUGUAAAGAAACUAGCAACUACCCGUGCUUGCAUAACGUUUUCACACAUUUUGGGAAAUUUGUAUUUUAGCGGACAUUUUCCAACUGUGCAGUUUUACACCUUGCAUCUACAAUGCGUUUUCAUUGAGUGCUUGCGGCGCGCCACAAAUUUCAGAGGAAUAGGGCGAGCUUAUUUAAUGCUUUCUAGACGUAUUUUUGGGCUGCCCUCGUUAAAAUAGAUGUUCCAAGUAAGGAAUUUUACACUGGAGUUUCAAAUUUUCAGGUACAUGCUACAUUUCAUAAAUAGUAUUUUCGAUGUGCUGCUUUUUAAUUUUAAUAGUGUUACAUUUCAUUCAACAGUUAUUGGAGUCAAAACGUAGACUGAGUAGGGCAAAUGCACACUCGAGAAAUUCUUUUUCCAAUAACUUUGCACGCUUGAUAACCCCUUAUAAUUGCUCAGCAAAGUUCUUCCUUGGAAAACAAGCGCAGAAAUGUCAGAUAUUUUCACAGAAAAUGUAUGGCAGACAAAGCAUCAUGCAUUCAGAAUGUGUUUUUGUCAAAUAGGAAGAUCAGAAACGUGCUUGGUUCUUGGCUGAGAAAGAGACAUUUUGUGCAAACUCUUCAGAAAUUAUUUUUAGUUUUUUACAAUUUGCAAAACUUUGCGCAGAUUUCCAUAAUUGCAAGAAUUUUUGCGCGGGAAAUUAAUUUUCUUCAAAGCCAAAACUUUACAGUCUGGUAACUGCAUUUAUCCUUAGGCAGCUUGUGUUUGUUGCAUAACCCUCGCGAAAUUAUAUUUAAUCCAAUAACGUGGUGGCGGAAAUCUUGGUUGGGCGGUGGGGAGUACCUCCCCCACCUUCACGGAAAAUUGACGAAUUUUCGGAAAUUUUGACCUAAAAGAGGGCUAAAAACAAUCUUUUCGAGUGCAAAUGGGGAGGUGGGGUACGUCGAAAAUUUGAAAGUUUUGUCGGAAAUUUAUGAGGCUUUCCCCCCCCCCCUCCUGGAAAAAGUGAAUUUCCGCCACUGAUAACUUGGCACAAUUGAAUAACUCUAUUUAUAUUAAUUUAUGCCUACACAACUUGUAUUUAACUUGUAUCUGAUACAAAUUGUAUUUGUUGCACAUUAUUGGCAAUUUAAACAUUGACAAUUUAACACCAAUUUUAGGGCACAUUUGAAUAAAGUAAUCAGACUUCAAUUGCACGUCUGCAUUUUUGUCUUGCAAAAACCUGCAGUUUCUUUGCAUUUUCAAUCAAACAACAAAUUGUUUUAAAUGAUUCCGCCGUCUCCCCCUCCGGGCAAAUUGAAAUAUUUCUUGGUGGGAAUAGUAAGUCAAAUUGCAGGCUUUUCAGCUUUCGUGGUGGGAAGCUACCGUCAAAGUUGCAUCAUUUUAAGAAAAAAUAACGUAGCCAUAAGUUCCACAACUUAUAUAUGAUUUAGUAAUGAUAUGUUUCAAUUGGCAAUUUGGCAUCCAUGAAAGCUGUUGAUCCGCAUGUUCAGGUUUUGCUGUCAAAAUUGUUGAAUGUGGGAGGGUUUCACUGUAAAACCGGUAAACUCCAUAAAGACUGCGUUGUUUCGUAAACCUUUCUCAGACACCUUCCUCUUUCCAGCCAAAAACAAACUGUAAGCCAAAAACAAUUUCAUUUAUUUAUAGUUUACAGUGUAAUUUAAUAUUUCCUGUUUAGGUAAAUGACAAGCCAGAAACGUUUGUGAAUUGUGCUGAUAUAGCGAUCCUCCCACAGGGUGGGAAACCCAGACCCACCCAGAGACCAAGACCCACCCAGCGACCAAAACCAACCCGGCGACCCAAACCGACCCACAGACCUCGACCAACGCGUCCUUCCAGGCCCUCUGGUAAAAAUUGUCAUGCUCUACCUAACGACUCGCGACCGGGAAUGAACGAAUGGUGUCGAAGAAAUUGUACUCUUGGCAACUGCCCUGCAAGCCUUUGUAAAUGCGACUAG
Paramuricea clavata is the source of this 12941-nucleotide messenger RNA. The record is from the annotation of a GenBank genome assembly. Lineage: Eukaryota; Metazoa; Cnidaria; Anthozoa; Malacalcyonacea; Plexauridae.